AUGCAAGAUUAAGUUGUUAAACCCAUUUAUCUGUCUGUGAAUCAAUUGACUGAUUUAUUCAGUGAUCCUCAAUAAAAUUCUGUAAUUUUAGAUGAUCAUCAAAAUUAUGACAACAAUUUUCCAAAUCAAGAUUCAUUUGCUGACUUACCUCUAGAGUUUAGUUUUUCUGCUCUAAAUUUGAUUAAUUCCGAAAAAACUAUUAAGGAAAUUUAAAAUAAAGAGAAGCCUCCAACUAGUGUUUUAGUUAGCAAAGAAUACUAUUAAAUGAUAAUGUUGAAAAUGGAACUGAAUAGAAAAUUGAGUGAAUAAAAUUAAUAAAUGAUCAAAGAGAACUAAGAAUUAAUAUAAAAACGUAAACAGCUUGAAGAUCAGAAUGCUGUAAUGCUUGAUCAGAACUUUUAAAUUAAGAGAGAUAUUUCAGAAAUGAAAUAAAAAUUAUUUAUUUCUUAGAGUGCUUUACCUUUAAGGAAAGACAAAUAAAUAAUCGAAUUAAGGAAUCAAUAUAAAGAACUUUAAGUAAAAGCAUCACAAAGAUAAGAGACAUAAUCAACAAUUAUGACUGAAAAUAGUACUGCAGACUCUGAUAAAUCUAAUUCUUAUUAUUGCAAUACAAGUCGAUUAGUAAGAGUAGAUUAAAGCUCUUCUCAUCAUUAAGCAACUAAACCUUAUAGAAGCAGAAACAAUUCCUUUGUCAAAAUUGUGAAAAAUUGAUUACCC
Messenger RNA from Paramecium sonneborni, 717 nucleotides. The record is from the annotation of a GenBank genome assembly. Lineage: Eukaryota; Ciliophora; Oligohymenophorea; Peniculida; Parameciidae.